Messenger RNA from Malassezia pachydermatis, 750 nucleotides. RefSeq names its product rna-binding protein. The transcript has a single exon. The record is from RefSeq and is a predicted model, not a curated record. Gene Ontology annotation, molecular function: mRNA binding. Gene Ontology annotation, biological process: mRNA export from nucleus. NCBI's taxonomy places the organism in Eukaryota, Fungi, Basidiomycota, Malasseziomycetes, Malasseziales, Malasseziaceae. The coding region runs from base 1 to 750 and encodes 249 amino acids. Gene Ontology annotation, cellular component: nucleus.
AUGGACGUCGAUAUGCAGGAUGACAUGCGUGGCGGCCGUGGCGGUGCGCGCCGUACGCCGCUGUUGCGCCGCCGUGGUGCUGCGAACCAUGGCCGUGAGCUUGGGAUCAAAGGCUCUUCGGGCCAGACGAUGGUCGUUGUCGCGAAUCUUGCGAAGGGCACGACAUUGGAGGAUGUUCGUACGACGUUUGAGCAAUUUGGCCGCAUUGUCAACGUAAAAGAGUACCGUAUGCCGAACCUGGCGAAGAAUGCGCUGGCGUACAAGGUGUUGUUUAGCAAUCGUGCGGCAGCCAUGAGUGCGUGCCAGAAGUACGACGGUAUGCACUCGGAUGGCCACAUGCUGAAAGUGCAAGUAAUCUCGGACGAGCCUGAGACGCCGGCUCCUGCGCCAGCGCCGCCUCGUCCGAAGAAGAAGGGGCCUUCUACGACACCGCGGCUGGAAGAAGAGCAGCUCCCGCUGCCUGUCCUUCGCCGCCUCGCGCAGGCUGAGGCCAAGUACUUGGCGGAAACGGAGCGGAUUUUGCGCGAGAAAGAUACGCCUGCGACGGCCGCGCAGGCAACCAAAGCGACGUCGCUGCUGAGUCGGAUCGGGAGUGCGCCGCUGGCGCAGCGUCUUGCUGCUCCUACGCCGCAGUCGGCCGCGGAGAAGAUGGCCAAGUCGCCUGCGGCUGCGAAGCGGCAUCGUGCGCGGCAACGUCGCGCCGCGCGCGCGAAGAAGGCCGGCGGCGUGCGUGCGAUGGACGUGGAGUAG